AUAUUCACUUUCAAGUAAAAAGCCGAUCAAGCAACAUCGUAUAGAUUUUUGUCUACAUUUAAAAAAAAAAAAACAGUAUAGAAAUGUUUAAUUUUUAUCAACCAAAACCUAAACCGACGAAAUGUUUUUGCGAAUCUUUAAUUGAAUAUUUUGAAACGCUUGGUUAUUAUGAUUUUUUCUUAGUUGGAUUUUGUAUCCUAAUACUAAGCGCCUUUCUACUAUAUCUUUUGCGUGAAACACCCUUAAUGGAUUGGAUCGAACAAGCAGGAAGAGUGGUUAAUAUAAAUGAUGGACGAAGAACAGUUGCAGUACAGACUGCAGUCACAAUCAACACAGGAGAGAUUGAAAAUACUCAGCAGGCAAACAUCAGGGGAAUACAUUGCCGUGAUAAUGGAAAUAAUAUUCAAGACUUUCCAAAUGCAGAAAAUGACACAAAUAUUAAAAAUACAAAAUGCGAGGGAACUAUUAACGUUUCCACUUCAGAUAAAAACAAUUCCUUCAAUAUGAAUAUACAAAAGGAUCAACCCAUUGUGAAACGUGAUAACACCGGGGCCAGCCUAUCUCGUAUUCCUAUUCCUAAACAUGCACAACAAGCAACUGUGAACAAUGCUAAUAUGUGGAACACUAAUUCGGAAAAUGAAGAUCCUCUAACUCAAACCAAUAAGCCGGAAGUCUCGCAGAUCCCUACACUAACUAAACGCAGCCGUUAAAUGAUGCCAUCUCCAAAACCCUUACAUACACGUCAUUAGAUGCCCUUAACAUUAAUUAUUUAUACUUUUGCUAAUAAGUAUAUUUCUCUCAAUUCUAAAUUUCAUCUGUUAUAAAAAUAUUCUGACUUUGUUAAAUACUCUGAAACUGUCUGAAAUUUGAGUGCCUCCUUUUACACGAUUUUCACCAAUAUUCUGUAACUGAAACAAUAACACGACUCCAAUAAUAACACUCCAUGAGAACCCA
Molecule: messenger RNA, 954 nt
Organism: Drosophila willistoni
Lineage: Eukaryota; Metazoa; Arthropoda; Insecta; Diptera; Drosophilidae
Exons: 2
Coding region: 84-710 (208 amino acids)
Source: RefSeq, a predicted model, not a curated record